CUUGAGUACAUCAUCAUCGUAAUAAUAAUAGCAAAUCUCGAAUUUGUAAUAAAAAAAAAUUGGAAUUUACGGUAUUACCAAACCGGAAUAAACUGAAAACCAAUUUAAACCGAUAAAUCGUAAUACCAAACCGGUCAAACGUGUCCACAACCCUUAACAGAAAGGAGUGAUUUUCCUUCAACAAUGGCGACGAUGGACUCCGAUGGUUCUCGCUGGAGAAGGCUCAUCCACCACCGCCACCGCCACCGCCACCGCCACAUCCUUGCCGUCUUCUUCAUCCAAGAAGCCGAAACGGCUUGAGAUCAAGAAGUGGAACGCCCUCGCUCUCUGGGCCUGGGAUAUCGUCAUGGAUAACUGUGCGAUAUGCAGCAACCAUGCUUUUCAUUUUCACUGCAUCAGCCGUUGGCUCAAGACUCGUCGAGUGUGCCCCAUAGGUAUACUGUAUAGCUUUCUCCAUCGCCCCACCUACACAACCAUGGUGUUGGAGUCCUCAUUUGAACAGAAUGAAUCGAGGAGUUUUCACGACUCGGCUACACCGGAGAUCGGAAAUUGUAAGAGAAGGAGCUUAUCCCGAGCUUAGAAAAAAGGUUCCGCUAAAAG
Messenger RNA from Tarenaya hassleriana, 600 nucleotides. Its product is annotated as RING-box protein 1b-like. Gene Ontology annotation, molecular function: ubiquitin protein ligase activity; cullin family protein binding. The transcript has 3 exons. Gene Ontology annotation, biological process: ubiquitin-dependent protein catabolic process; protein ubiquitination. The coding region runs from base 203 to 580 and encodes 125 amino acids. Gene Ontology annotation, cellular component: nucleus; cullin-RING ubiquitin ligase complex. Lineage: Eukaryota; Viridiplantae; Streptophyta; Magnoliopsida; Brassicales; Cleomaceae. The record is from RefSeq and is a predicted model, not a curated record.